GGGGGCGGUGACAUCACCCUGCCCUGCCCCCAUCCGGCCGUGCCCGUUCCGCGUGUGCUCCCAGUGUCCCCGGGCGUGUCCCCCCUAUCCCGGCCAGCGGCCCUUGGAGUGUCCCCGAAGUGUCCCCAAAGCGUCCCCGGAGUGUCCCCAGCGGCCAUGGAGCCCCGCGAGCUGUUGGAGGUGCUGGUGGCCGUGGUGGCCACGCUUGGUGAGCUGGCAGCCACUGUGGCUGGGCCGUACAGGGAUGUGCUGCUGCAUGUGUCCCCAAGGUCCCUGCACAAGGCCCUGGAGACCUUCAUCGGUCACCUCCAGGACACUCUGGACCACCAAGGUGUCACCUCCCUGGGCCAGGCCCUGGCUGCCUUUAGGGCCAACCUGGGGGCCACCUGGGCCCAUGUGACAGCCGCAGCCAGUGCCUGGCGGGAGUCAGUGGCCAUGAUCGAGGACAGCUGGGCCUGGCUGGCCCGAGAGGCUACCGAGCUCCGUGACGCCUGCAGGGACGCGGCCACUGCCGAGGCCACCACCGCGGCCACCGCCACCACCCUGGCUGGAGACCUGCAGGACAAGGCCACCCACUGGGGGAGAGCUCUGGACAACCUUGUGGCCAAAGCCUGGCAGCUGCCACUGGCCACAGACAAGGAGAAGAUGGCCUCGGCGGAGGCAGCGCACGAGGCCCGGCUGGCGGCUGCCAGCAAAGAGACGGAGGCAGCCUCCAAGGCCAUGGAAGAUGCCAUGGUAUUCAUCGUCAUCGCCAAGGACCAUUCAUCUUCCUGA
This is a messenger RNA of Melospiza melodia melodia, 774 nucleotides long. RefSeq lists its product as uncharacterized. The record is from RefSeq and is a predicted model, not a curated record. The transcript has 3 exons. The coding region runs from base 157 to 774 and encodes 205 amino acids. Lineage: Eukaryota; Metazoa; Chordata; Aves; Passeriformes; Passerellidae.